Penicillium longicatenatum is the source of this 363-nucleotide messenger RNA. RefSeq lists its product as uncharacterized. Lineage: Eukaryota; Fungi; Ascomycota; Eurotiomycetes; Eurotiales; Aspergillaceae. Bases 1 to 363 code for a protein of 120 amino acids. The transcript is spliced from 3 exons. The record is from RefSeq and is a predicted model, not a curated record.
AUGCGCUUUACUACUGCUUUCCUGAUGCUCGCCACCACUAUUGGUGGUGUCGCCGCCGCGCCCAGCGCUGAGCCCGUCGAAGUCCAGGCAAGAGAAGCGGGCGUCGACAUCAAAAUUUGCAACGACACCAACUUGGGAGGAGACUGUGUUGAUGCUACCGUUUACGCUCAGCAUGAUUGCUAUUCCUUGAACGGCAGUCCCGUCAACCAGAAUGUCAAGUCGGUCAGCAUUCCCAACGGCUACCGCUGUCGCUUUUGGAGCUCCACCGUCUGCAAUGGCGGCGGUACUGGCGAUAUCCAAGCCCCCGGCAACAGCAACAUUGGCUCUGACAAAGUUAGCUCUGUCAAGUGCUACGCCAACUAA